This is a messenger RNA of Caenorhabditis briggsae, 3480 nucleotides long. RefSeq names its product Protein CBR-INFT-2 (gene Cbr-inft-2). Gene Ontology annotation, molecular function: actin binding; microtubule binding. Gene Ontology annotation, cellular component: actin filament; cytoplasm. The transcript has 10 exons. The coding region runs from base 1 to 3480 and encodes 1159 amino acids. Gene Ontology annotation, biological process: actin filament polymerization. The record is from RefSeq and is a predicted model, not a curated record. NCBI's taxonomy places the organism in Eukaryota, Metazoa, Nematoda, Chromadorea, Rhabditida, Rhabditidae.
AUGGCGAAGAAACGCACAAACUCGAAAAAGAACCAGAAGCGGAAUGAUCAGACGGCCGGAUCUCAAAAUACAAAAAGUCCACCACAUUCUGAUGCAAGUAGGCCAGCCAGUCGUGUGAGCAAUCCGUCAGAUGUGGAGAACUCAGGGCAGAAAAAUAUACCGAUGAGAAAGAAACCCAUUUCACAGAAAUCAACGCAGAUAUUUGGAAACAAGGCGUCCCAGAUGAACAUUCCUGCGAAAAUAGUUGCCAAUAAGCCGGUCGAGAGCACGGUUAACGAGCGUUGUGUUGAUCUUGGACCCAUGUCUUCUACUUCUUCGAGUCGUCUAGAUGACACCGACGUUCAUAUCAGGCAUAUAGUAGCUAACUUCAGAGGUAACACGAAGAAGUUGGAAGCGAUUGCUGAUAUCAACUUUAUGAUUGACAGCACAAGUUCAUACCUUCAGCGAUUCACCAUUCGGAACAAACUUCGUUCAAACGGACUACUCUCAGCAUUGGCUGCUCACGUGGAUUGUGCACAUGUGGACGAGGAAGUCGACGCUCAAGUACGAACAUACCUAGAAUCGGAGAAAAGAGAUGCUCGACUCUUGGGUUUGCCGGAUGAUAGUAGGAGUCCUAUAGAAGCUUUGGCCAAAGUUAUGCUGAGAACUACUGACCUGCAAUGGAAGAAAAUGGUUAGCUUGCAAAAUUUCAUCCCCAAAGUGGCAAAAAGAUGCGGAAAAAAUACUAAACAUACUGAAAGACUGAUUUUAGCUUCAUGCGAUGUUAACGUGCUGGAUUUCAUCGGAUGCUCAGAAAAACUCGAGGAAUGCAUAGCGACACUCUCCAACGUACAGAAUGAUAGAAAGGACAGGAAAGACUCGGAAGUGCAGACUGAUAAAAUGAAAGGAUACGCAGGACUACCCAGAGAACCGUCUCUUGCGCUUUCCACCACAAUUCCAGAGGAAUCAGCUGUGUUUUGUGACUAUUCAACUUCCGAUGACGAGAGCAAAUUGAGUCAUUCGGACCCGACGACACCAGAUGCCCUCAUGAAUCGGAACUUGAAAAAAUGGGCGACAGCUACCGAUUUGCCGUCACAAGCCAAAACAGGCGUCGAUAAUUCUUUCUUCCGAUCGAGUUGUUCCGCUUCUACAUUUUCUUCCGAUGAUGACGGACCAUUGUCUCCAGCACACGACAGUGCGUUGCCGGCGAUUAAUGAAGUAUUGGAUUCCUCCGAAGAAACGGAAAGUAACGAGAUGCACACUGGUCUCGAUACGACACUUCCCGUGAAAUUCGCAGACAGUGCGAAUAUUGCAUUCAUCGAUGAAGCAUCUUCAACGUCAUCAUUGUCAGAUAAUAUGGGUUUCAGUGAGAUAAUGACGAUGAGUUUCGAAAUGGUAGAUUCUGAAGAGAAGAGUUGGGACAAUAUUCCUCCAAUCAGCACGAACGCUCCACCUCCACCACCUCCACCUGUUUCGACAACAUCGAUGUUGCCACCGAUCAGUUCAACAGCUCCACCACCACCACCCCUAUCAAACGUUAUUGCCCCGGUAUCGAGCAAUGCCCCACCUCCACCACCGCCUCCUCGAAUCCCAGGAAUGGCUCCCUUGGCGACAAAUGCUCCCCCACCUCCGACGCUCCCUCCAAUGCCUGCUGGAAUGGCUCCUCUCUCUAGAAAUGCUCCUCCCCCUCCACCACCGCCAACAGGUUCUACAGGUGGACCUCCCCCUGCUCCCCCUUUGCCACUCGACAUGCUAAAAGGAGCUGCAGCUGGAUUGAGAACUGUACCAGGAGGACCUCCACCACCUCCACCACCUCCGCCUCCUUCUUUUAUGUUCAACGGAAACGCAUCGAACGCGUUCAGUCCAGGUUCUGCAACUUCGCCAGUUCUAUCUCCUGGAAUUGUCAAAUCAGCAGUUGUGUACAGGAAACAGAAAAAGACAGCGUUCGUUCGUUGGCCUAAACUGACGAACCAAAUGCAAGAUGCAGGAACUGUAUUCAACGAUUCCUUGUGCGUUGAUUUUAAUGAAGAGGAACGAUCCAAGAUGGAAGAAGUUUUCGAAGAAGCUCCAAUCAAGCAGUUGAACAGGAAGAUUGGUGGAUCCGUUGGACGAGUCUUUGGAAAAUCGCUCAGAGCUACAACAUCGUCGUCGGAUGUCAAUACAAUCUCUGCUCGGUCUCCGACAACUCAACAGGUGCUUGUAUCUCCCAAAGCAUUGACAAUUGAGAUCCUGAUCAAGAAAUUAAAACCUCUGGAUUUCACCGAAUUGAUAGACAAGCUAGAGCGAAACGAGACGGAUGGAAUAAAAGUCGACCUGAUGACAACACUCAACAAAAAUUUCCCCGAUAAAGACGAACUAGAUCCAUUCCUGAAAGUGGAGUAUCGUACACUGACGCAUGCCAGCGAUCAGUUCUGCUGGCAUAUUGCUCGAAACAAACACCUGCGAUUGCGUAUCGAACUUUUCAUAACGAAGGAAAACUUGACAGCAGAGAUUGGCAAAUUUCAAACACAGAUCGAAUUGCUUCAGUCUGGUUGCACUUUAGCUCGUGGAGAGGUCAUCCAAGUACUACUACGAAAGUGCUUGCAAUAUGGAAACUAUCUCAAUCAAGGAUCGAUGUUCGCUGAAGCAGCAGGAUUCCAGUUCAGCUAUCUGCUACAGCUACUGCAGAUGAAGGGAAAAGGACAGCACGUUUCUGUGAAGCUUGUCGACCUCAUUGUAGCAUUUUGUGAUCUACAAACAAAUCAGCUUGAAGAAAUCCAAGCGAAAAUGGUUUCUGUGAGACCUUUGAAUCUGAAAGAUCUGGAGGACGCCGUUGGGCAGGUUCAGCGAACGAUUCGCAAACUUGAUGGUCAAAUGAGAGCCUCGAAUGUUGAGCCCUUGAUUGCUGCCUAUCAACCAUUCAUGGAACAGACUAGCGAAAAAUUACAAAAUGUGCAAAAUGGACUUUCCGAUGUGAAGACUCGUGAGAUGGAGCUGCAAGUAUACUUGUGCGCAGGCAAUAUGACACUGCAAGCAAUUUUCGAAACCCUCGAACAAAGCAUGAAAAUUGUGAUGGACGCAGUCAAGCAAGCAGCUUCGAAAGCUCGCGUUACACGUGCCUCGUCAAUGGUAUCCCUCUCGACGACUUCUGUUUCACAACGAUCGUUGAGAGAAGGGGAAAUCUUGGCUAGGAAAUCGAUGGCGUUGAAAAGUCGUGAUCUUCCAGUUGAAGAAUUGAAGAAGUUCUUCUCCCACUCGUCUUUUGGCCCACAAAGGACCAAGAAGAUACCAGCGUCACCACUCACAACUUCUAAUAUAUCGCCUACUCGAACGAUUCGGCGAAGAAGCGGGGAAUCAUUCAAGGAGCAGCAAGAUGAAGCUAAAUGCCAAGAAAACAACGAAGACAAAGAUUCAGAUCGUCAACUUCCAACAGCUCCCUUGACGCCGGUGGAACCGCCGUCAGUGUCGUCUCUACGUCGAGAUAUUCGAGAUCUUUCGUCUCUUGUUGGCAGUCCAGUGUGA